Messenger RNA from Pongo pygmaeus (Bornean orangutan), 2507 nucleotides. RefSeq names its product protein tyrosine phosphatase mitochondrial 1 (gene PTPMT1). Gene Ontology annotation, cellular component: mitochondrion. The coding region runs from base 161 to 766 and encodes 201 amino acids. Gene Ontology annotation, molecular function: phosphoprotein phosphatase activity; phosphatidylglycerophosphatase activity; phosphatidylinositol-4,5-bisphosphate 5-phosphatase activity. Gene Ontology annotation, biological process: protein dephosphorylation. The transcript has 4 exons. Lineage: Eukaryota; Metazoa; Chordata; Mammalia; Primates; Hominidae. The record is from RefSeq and is a predicted model, not a curated record.
GGGGGCUCCAGGCCAGUCCCCGCCGUCACCCGGUGCGAGCCCGCGAGAGGCCUCGUGCAGCUGGCAGCCCCGCCCCGGCGCCCGCCUGCUCUUCUCGCGGGUCCGGACCGCGAGCGCGGGGGCCGACGGGUCGCCGCUGCGCCGGGCCGGGUGGGGCGGGAUGGCGGUCACCGCGCUGCUGGAGGCCGGCCUGGCGCGGGUGCUCUUCUACCCGACGCUGCUCUACACCCUGUUCCGCGGGAAGGUGCCGGGUCGGGCGCACCGGGACUGGUACCACCGCAUCGACCCCACCGUGCUGCUGGGCGCGCUGCCGUUGCGGAGCUUGACGCGCCAGCUGGUACAGGACGAGAACGUGCGCGGGGUGAUCACCAUGAACGAGGAGUACGAGACAAGGUUCCUGUGCAACUCUUCACAGGAGUGGAAGAGACUAGGAGUCGAGCAGCUGCGGCUCAGCACAGUAGACAUGACUGGGAUUCCCACCUUGGACAACCUCCAGAAGGGAGUCCAGUUUGCUCUCAAGUACCAGUCGCUGGGCCAGUGUGUCUACGUGCAUUGUAAGGCUGGGCGCUCCAGGAGUGCCACUAUGGUGGCAGCAUACCUGAUUCAGGUGCACAAAUGGAGUCCAGAGGAGGCUGUAAGAGCCAUCGCCAAGAUCCGGUCAUACAUCCACAUCAAGCCUGGCCAGCUGGAUGUUCUUAAAGAGUUCCACAAGCAGAUUACUGCAGGGGCAGCAAAGGAUGGGACUUUCGACAUUUCAAAGACAUGAUGUAUGUGGAUUAGAAAGAACUCAAGACACUCCUGCUUGAUACAGAAUAAAAAAAGCUUAACAGGACCAACAGGGCUUAAGCCCAGACUUGACGUAACAGAAAUGUGCCAAUAGGUAAUAGGUAAUUUUUCUUUCUCUGACUUGUUUUGUUUUCUUGAAAUAACACUGUUGUGUGGCUAGAAAGGAAAAGAUUUAGUGUGGCUUGUAUUCAUGGGAUACAGGACAGGGAUGGGGCUAUCGUCUUUUCUUGAAUAGGGCUAAAGAAGUAUUUUAACAAAAAUCUAUUAUGUACCUAAUAUUGUGCCUAAUAAUAUUUAGCACCACAACUCAAAAAACAUUUAGCACUUGAAAAAAGGAGACUCAGCUCUGGCUCUUUGCCACUGUCAUAAUCUGAGUCUCACUGGCCCUGUGGAGUAGGGAUCCUAUCUGGAGAAGUUCAAAGUCACCCUUUCAGAAUUCAACACAGACACACAUAUCCCUUCAAAAACUUUUAUUUGUAUCAACAGUUCCUAGCUCUUGACUUAGCUUAGAGCUUUUAAAAGAGCAGACACCUUAUAUAUUUGAGCUUGAAAAAGUUUCUGCUAUUAAUCAGAAAUAAUUAUUUCUAUUUUCUGGCUUACCCCUUGGAAUAAGCCAAAAACAAAACCAAAGUUACAUUUCCUGACAGAUGGAUAAGAAAACAAUAGAAGGAACAUCCUGAAUUCUAGAGUUGACUCUUGCUGGUGAAGUACACCUUCAGCUUAGUCCAUUCUCCUAAGUAAAGCCUGAAGGAAAACUCUUAACACCUAAUUCUUUGUGGAAAAACGAUCAACUAGCCAUUUGACAGGCUAUAGAACAAAAGUACAAUUGGGCAUCUUUCCUUAUGUCCUGGGAUCAGGGGUGCUUACAUUUAACAUUGAUCAGGUAAAGGGGAGAGGCUGUGCCUAAGGUCUGAGAAAAGGCUUGCUCUAAGCAAGCUGUGGUGAGGCACAGGAUGACUAGGGGAUGGCAGAGAACAGGCUGGCCUACUGUCAGUUCAAGCAACCAGCUGAGCAGCAGCAGUCUAAAAAGCCCCAAACAGAACACCUCCAUGGGUUCAGGGAAGGGCUGAGGCACUGCCUUUCUAGUAUAUGCCAAAAAAAACAUAACUCUGAAUUGGGGCCCAGGGGACUUUUGAGUUUGUGUGGGGAGGGAAAAGGAGUGAGCAGCUCUCCUCCCCUCCCCACAGCCUUAGGCCAACACAAACUGCAAAUUGGUAAGCAGCACCUUAAUACCUCUUGUGACAGUUACGGCUGAAGUGGCAGGGUCAAGCUUGUAGGUGUUGGCAUCCCCCUUUUUAUAUCGGUCCCGGAAGACAUAGAUGCUCCCGUUACAGCUGGCAAUCUUCCAGAGGGAUGGGGCAGAGCUCCAGGCCUCAGGAAGGCAAAGCCGGGUGAAACUGUCUAGCAAGGGAUUGUAGCACACCAGGGAGUCCCCUUCAGCCACGAUGAACACCAGAUCUUUAUGCACAGCUGCGUGCAUGCGGCCUGCAAAGGGCAGCACAUAGGGCUUCACAUGGCAUUUGUCUGUCUCUGUGUCAAAGCAUUGGAUGAGUCGGGAAGGUUUGGUAAAGAAGUCCAGAUCAUUCUCCUCCCCCCCUAGUAAGUAGAUGAUCCCAUUGAGGUUGGCACCAGCAGCCCCUGACACAGCCACCUCUAGCUGGGUUGUCUCUGUCCACACAUUAUCACCUACGCGAUAAUAAAUGACUGCGUUGGAGAGGGUA